Asterias rubens (European starfish) is the source of this 2233-nucleotide messenger RNA. Its product is annotated as charged multivesicular body protein 2b-like. Gene Ontology annotation, cellular component: multivesicular body; ESCRT III complex. Bases 170 to 802 code for a protein of 210 amino acids. The record is from RefSeq and is a predicted model, not a curated record. Lineage: Eukaryota; Metazoa; Echinodermata; Asteroidea; Forcipulatida; Asteriidae. The transcript is spliced from 8 exons. Gene Ontology annotation, biological process: protein transport; late endosome to vacuole transport; endosome transport via multivesicular body sorting pathway.
UCAACACCACCUGAUUGCAAUUUAAUAUUGUGCAAAUUGAACGAACUACCGCACACCCCUUACAAAAACAACAACCUUUUAUGAAUUGAAUUCUCUGUUUCGAUAUUUAGUAUCACCAUUAUUUCCAUCUCUGGGGUGUUUAGAGUUAGAGAACACAACUCCCUUCAAAAUGUUCAAGAAAAAACCUACGGAGAAAGAGGUGAUGAGGCAAGUUGACAGGGAUCUGAAGAAUACACAGCGAGGUUUGGACAGGGACAGAGCUAAGCUGGAAAGGGAAGAGCAAAAGAUUACCCUUGAAAUUAAAAAAGCUGCCAAGCAAGGUAACAAACAGGCUGCUACAGUUCUAGCCAAACAGUUGGUCAACCUCAGGAAACAAAAGACAAGAAUGUAUGGAGCCAGUGCAAGGGUGUCGUCCGUCAAUACACAGGCAAAGACUAUGCAGUCAAAUAAAGCCAUGGCAACAGCUAUGGGAAACACAACUAAGGCAAUGAGUGCAAUGAACAAACAUGUCAGCCCAGAGAAGAUGAUGCAAGAUAUGAAGAAAUUCCAGAUGGAAUCGGACAAGAUGGAAAUGAAAGAAGAACUCAUGGAUGACACCUUAGAUGCCAUGUUUGAAGAAUCAGGAGAUGAGGAAGAGCAAGAUGCCAUUGUCAAUCAGGUCCUCGAUGAGAUUGGUAUCGAGGUAUCAGGAAAGUUAUCAGACGCGCCUACUGCCUCACAACGGCUACCAGCGAGCAGCGAAAGUUCAAAGGACGCCGAUCAAGAUAUAGAGGCGCAAUUAGCGAGGCUUUUAAAAAAUUAGCACCUUGGAUCGUGCAAGUCUUGCAUUUAUUCAGUUUGAUUAUAAAGCUUGGGGUCUGUUAAAGUGUGCAAAUUGUUUCCUGCUUUUGCGGUAGUAAGUACUCACACUUGGUACUUGGUACUUGUACUUGGUACUUGUGCUUGAGUAGUAUUCAAAGUUUUACUUUUAUUAGACUUUUACUCCGCUCACAAAAUACUCAACUGAAAAAUAAACUAUACUUGAAGGGUGUGGGACUCGUCUGUUGGUUCUUGGCUGUUGGAAUUGAUACUCAUUUGUUGGACUUGGUACUCAUCUGUUGGACUUGGUACCUUGAUGUUGGACUUGGUACUCAUCUGUUGGACUUGGUACUCGGAUGUUGGACUUGGUUCUCAUCUGUUGGAAUUGGUACUCUGAUGUUGGACUACGUACUCCGAUGUUGGACUUGGUACUUGGCUGUUGGAAUUGGUACUCGGAUGUUGGACUUGGUACUCAUCUGUUGGACUUGGUACUCGGAUGUUGGAAUUGGUACUCGGAUGUUGGACUUGGUACUCAUCUGUUGGACUUGGUUCUCAGAUGUUGGACUUGGUACUCAGAUGAUGGAAUUGAUACUCAUCUGUUACACUUGGUAGUCUUGUUUGACCUGGUACUUGGAUGUUGGACUUGGUACUCAUCUGUUGGAAUUGAUACUCAUCUGUUAGACUUGGUACCUGGAUGUUGGACUUGGUACUCAUCUGUUGGAAUUGAUACUCAUCGUGUACUUGGUACCUGGAUGUUGGACUUGGUACUCAUCUGUUGGACUUGGUACUCAGGUGUUGGACUUGGUACUCAGAUGUUGGAGUUGGUACCUGGAUGUUGGACUUGGUACUCAGAUGUUGGAAUUGAUACUCGUCUGUUGGAUUUGAUACUCAUCUGUUGGAAUUGAUACUCAUCUGUAGGAAUUUGGUACUCAUCUGUUGGUCUUGGUACUUGGCUUUUAGAAUUGGUUCUCGGAUAUCAGAAUACUUGGUACUAUGAUACUUGUACUUGUACUUGUACUCAAUGGCCCAAGUUCUCAUACUCAAGUACUAACCAGCCAUCCUUGUACUAGGCAGUAUUUGAUUCUUGACUGAACAAUACUUUGAUGACAACACUAUUUCAUUCACACAUGUUAAAGCAAGCUGCAAAAACUGUGAAAGACCGGAAUUCGCACUAGGUGUAACCCCAACAUAUACAUCAUUCCAUGAAAUUAUACGAAAAAGAUACUUUGGAAUUGAGUAUUCGGUUUGAAUACUUGCAAGAUUUGUACUGGUAACUGUACAAACAUAUUUUAUUAUGGUAGUUUAUCUGUGAAUACUGCUUGUAUAUAUACAUAAGUAUGAGUUUUUAUGUAUGAGAUAUUACAAGAGAUGUUAAAUUUGCAUCAGGGAUAAAGAAUAUUCAUUUUGGUUUUUCCCAUACAGAUGGUAUGACACU